UUUUCAGCCGCCGUAAUCGAACACAGUAAAUACCAUGAUGGACUGAUUGACCUCAAGGAAUACAUCUGCCACAGAAUCAACAUGAGGGUAACAUUUGAGAUGUAUAAUGUCAGCUCAAUGAACCCAGUAUUUUUGGACGGCUUAGUACACGAUGUCGUGAGUGAAGACAUUGAUCUCAUAAUUUGGUUGGUGUCAUGUGACAUGCUUGACUUCCUGCCGAAUAAAGUGUCCAGUGAAGCGGUGAUGUUAUUCCUGACUGAAGAGAAAUGUUCAGUUAAAGACCCAGUCGACAGAAAGGGAAGCAGCCAAAAAUUCAAAGGCUUAGCCGAUGCCAUGCACUACCUAAAGUGGCCAGACGUGAAGAUAUUCUAUGAUGAAUCUAUAAAUGGAACGGAGAUUUUGAUGUUAACGAACGAACUUUCAUCCAGAUACGUUAAAUCGGCACUAUUCCGAAUAAAUUCCAGUUCUUCUUUUACGGAAAAAAUUCGAAGAACAUUUAUUUCUAUUAACCAAAAAGCCUUUUCUGAAAAUCGAUACCUCAUGAUUCUAAAAAAACAAACGCUCGAAGUCGUCAUUAAAGAGGCGGCGUCACUUUGGAUGUUGGUAAGUAGGAAUUACUGGAUUCUGAUAAGUGAUGAUAUGGAUGUAGAGUCUCUCGUUCAGUAUGGACUGAAUCCGAGAAACGCCAAUUUGGUUAUUUUCAAAGACGCCUGCGACAUUUGCCGGGAGGACUUGAAACCAAUUGAAGAAGCAACCAAUGAAAUACAGUUGACGGAACAGUUACCAGAGGACACAAUAAAGAAGCAUGUCUUGACCAUUGUUUGUUUAAUGGUGAAAUUGUCCGAGCAACCUGAGUCUUUUAAAUCUAUAUCAAACUGUUCUAAUUUCACCAAAUUUCUGGCCAAUAUAACUGGGUUUGCAGUUCCUAAGAACUAUUCAACACUUAACCACAGCUGUUACACAGCUUACGAAAUGAAAACCGUCACAGAAGGACCCCUUCUCACUUCCACAGUGGCACGGUGGAGACCUGAUUCCAGACUAUUCGUGAUGAGGGAAUUUUAUCCGAAUGCCAAAUACCGACUCGGAAACAUUACAUUGAACGUAUCUACACUGACGCUACUGCCGUACGCAGUGAAGAAAGAAAGCCACGGUAAGAUCUAUUUUGAAGGGUUCUGUGUGAAGAUUCUAAAGGAGCUGAGUCAACAAAUGAACUUUAGUUAUAACUGGGUGGUGCCGGAAGACCGAGAAUUUGGUAUGAUGGUGAAUGGUUCCUUUACAGGACUUGUAGGUUUGCUUGAGAGACGAGAAACUGACAUGGUCAUUGGUCCGCUCACCUUAACACAAGAACGCUCUCAAGUGGUCGACUACACCUACCCUUAUGCCGAAGAGGGUCGGGGAAUGCUUAUCAGACGACCAGGAAAUUCCUCCACUUCUGACUUAUUCAAGGUGUUUUACGUUUUUGACCAUGCCUCCUGGCUCUGUUGCUUGUCGGUCAUAUUCUUCGUAUCCAUAUUACUAACAGUCAUCGAUGGUCUACACAAAAUGUCAGACUCUCAGAAUUCUAUCAAAGGGUUGCCAGACAGUGGAACCGUGAAGACCGUUUGUCUAUUUUCGAAGCUGAACUGGAGCGAAAUUCUUUGGGCCAUUUUCACCAUAUAUGUCUCUCAGAACGGUGCUUGGGAGCCCAAAUACAUUCGAUCGCGAAUCAUCGUGUUAAGCUGGUGGAUCUUUACAAUCUUCAUCACAACAUACUUCACUGCCAACCUUACAGCUUAUUUCACAGUGACCAUACAGAUCUCCAGCAUCGAUAACCUCAAAGACUUGGCUGAUGACAAAGACAUACUACCGUUUACAUUGGCUGGCUCAGCUAUAUACACAGAAUUUAAGAACAGAACAGACGCCGUUGGCAGAGAAAUAUUUCGUCAAAUGCAAAGAGCCCCAGUCAUAAAAAACGCCGCUCAUUCCCUUGACUAUGUCAGAACUGGGAAGUAUGUUUUAAUAAGUCUAUGGUCCGAAGUGAAGCUGUACGCUGCACGAUAUUGCCACGAGUUUAUUGUUCCGGGACACCCUUUCACCUUGAAAACAAUAGGCUUCGGUCUUCAAAAAGGCUCAGCACUAACAGCUGAAGUAUCACAUUUUUUGAACGUCAUGAGGGAAGCUGGCUUGAUCGAAAAAUGGCGGCAGCAGUCUUGGGCCAGCGAAUACGUUUGUUCGUCGUCGGAAACGUCCAUCUACAAACCAACCCCUCUCAGUAUGAAUUCCCUAGGGGGAUUAUAUAUCAUAUUCGGGGCCAUUGUUUUACUGUCGAGUGUAUGCUUUCUAAUGGAAAUCUUCUUCUUCAACCGCAACAAAAGGAAACGUAUCCCUCUCAACUAUACCCAAAGACACUAGUCAUGUUCGUGUUGUUGGUAUUCGUGCAUUGGUUGGACUUGUUGUUGUUUCUACAAUGGCCGUCGAAUCUGUACUUGUGUCUGUCGUCACUGGUACUACCAUUGUUGUUUUUGAUGAUAAUGCUGAUGAUGUUGUUAACGCGGAUGCUACAAAUGAUGAUGAUGAUGAUUGAUGAUGAUGAUGAUGAUGAUGUUGUUAACGCAGCUGCUAAAAAUGAUGAUGAUGAUGAUGAUGUUGAUGUGUCUCUUAUUGCUGUCUUGUGUUGUUCCAGAUGUCACUAACUACGUUCUUACAUUAUUUACAUUAU
Octopus sinensis (East Asian common octopus) is the source of this 2698-nucleotide messenger RNA. Its product is annotated as glutamate receptor 2-like. Gene Ontology annotation, cellular component: membrane. Bases 82 to 2391 code for a protein of 769 amino acids. NCBI's taxonomy places the organism in Eukaryota, Metazoa, Mollusca, Cephalopoda, Octopoda, Octopodidae. Gene Ontology annotation, molecular function: glutamate-gated receptor activity. The transcript is spliced from 12 exons. The record is from RefSeq and is a predicted model, not a curated record.